Messenger RNA from Mugil cephalus (flathead mullet), 843 nucleotides. RefSeq lists its product as uncharacterized. Gene Ontology annotation, biological process: response to bacterium. The coding region runs from base 21 to 809 and encodes 262 amino acids. The transcript has 7 exons. NCBI's taxonomy places the organism in Eukaryota, Metazoa, Chordata, Actinopteri, Mugiliformes, Mugilidae. The record is from RefSeq and is a predicted model, not a curated record.
CUCCAGUCAUACUCACAACCAUGAACUUUACUCUGAUAACAGCUUUUAGUCUCUGCAGCCUCUGCUGGUUCUCUGUCUCAGGUUCUGAGUUUAAGACUAUGGACGUCCAGUCGGGUCAAGACGUCACACUCACAUGCUCCGGUAAGGAGCAGCAUGAUACUGUGAUAAUCUGGUUCAGAGUGGUCAACAGAACCUCAUUCGGUUAUAUCUAUACUGUUUACCCAUCUGGAAAAGUUGCUGCAACAAGUGAUCAAUUCCCAAAUGGAAAAUAUGAAACAGUCUCUGACAGCUCCUCUGUCCUUCUCAAAAUCAAGUCUCUGGAUUCAUCAGACUCUGGGUUGUAUGUCUGUGGAAUUCUCAGAAAUGGAAAUCUACUUUUAACUAGGACACAUUUAACAAUUGAUGGCACUGAUGAGUUUCAUUGUAACAUGGACAACAAACGUAAAAGUGCUGAUCAGUCUGAUGGUAACAUGGACAGCAAAUGUAAACAGGCUGAUGAAAUGGUAAAGCUGGUGAGCGUGGCCCUGGAUGGACUGACUGUUAUCCUUGUAAUGGUCAUCAUUGGUGUGGUAUUCCAGAACUUGAUGCUUACAAAAAAGCUUAAAAAAGCUCAAGAAGAACGGAAUCCAGAGCAAAGUCAGAAACAUGGCUCUGACGACCUGAACUACGCUGCAGUGACUUUUCAAAAGAGAGAAAAAAAGAGGAGAACCAGAGCCAAAUGUUAUUUAUGCUGCUACCAGAUAGACUGGGAACUGUGCUGCAUCGUAUUUACUUUAUGUUUUGUGGCUUUAGAUGGCUUGUUGGUUUAAAGAAGAAAAGUCUAAUUGUGCAAUAAAGAUCCAA